This is a messenger RNA of Penicillium canariense, 681 nucleotides long. RefSeq lists its product as uncharacterized. The transcript is spliced from 2 exons. The record is from RefSeq and is a predicted model, not a curated record. Lineage: Eukaryota; Fungi; Ascomycota; Eurotiomycetes; Eurotiales; Aspergillaceae. The coding region runs from base 1 to 681 and encodes 226 amino acids.
AUGCGUCUGUCUAUCACGCUCCGCGGUGGGUCGCUUUGCAGUCCCUGGUCCGUUCCCCUCCCGAUCGGCCACACAGAAAGUAUACAGGACCCAUAUAUCCACACCACUUUGCCGCUAUCGCGUAUCUACGUAUGUAUCUACGUAUCGCUGUAUCUCGGGAUGAUUAUCUCUGAUUUCUACGGUGGCGGCCAGCUGGUGAUCUGCUUCCCCUUCCCCCCAGCAACCGCCACAGGCAACCCGCAGUGCAGCCCGGGUGGGAAUGCCGAGCUGGACAGCUCCAUCGCGCCAGUGGCCCCGCAGGUGCAGAAGAUAUCUGCAUUGCAAAAGUCCUUCCAAGGUGCCAAUCUGGCCGUUAAGAAUGACCUCCAAAAAGAUUCCCGGGCCAAAAAUAAAAGAUGGCAGGGGGGGGGGGGGGGCGCCAACGAGAGCGCGGGCCGUUUGGCGCUUUCGAGGGAGUCGAUGAACUAUGGACGGGCCAAUCAGCAGGCCGCACGGACAUGGACCUUACGCUAUCUGGCACUUCACUGGCACUCGGACGUCCGCGAUGGGGCCAAGCCGAGUCAGCUCGCACUGACAUCUGACAUUCCACGGUGGGCCUUGGAUCAGUCCUGGAAUAUUCGGGAUGCCCUCCACGGUCCGGCAUCAAAAGAUCAAAGGGUGCCGUCAUCGCUGGGUGCAUGA